Messenger RNA from Selaginella moellendorffii, 2240 nucleotides. Its product is annotated as carbon catabolite repressor protein 4 homolog 6. Lineage: Eukaryota; Viridiplantae; Streptophyta; Lycopodiopsida; Selaginellales; Selaginellaceae. Bases 19 to 2052 code for a protein of 677 amino acids. The transcript is spliced from 12 exons. Gene Ontology annotation, molecular function: 3'-5'-RNA exonuclease activity. The record is from RefSeq and is a predicted model, not a curated record.
UAGGGCUAGCCGUGGGCUAUGGUGUGGAAGAGGACGGGGGCGCCUCUAUCUAGUCUCUCUGCACUAGGCCGCCCAUCGUCCACCGCAGCGCCCACGCUCAAGGUACGCUCCACGCCAUUCGCUUUCGCUAGCUCCAAUUUGCGCCUUCUUUCCAAGCCAGGAUCUCGCAGUUGCCAUGGCGUCGCGGCUCCGACCGGCGAUCCGUCGCUAGGGCUCUUGGAAUGUAGCGUUGGGGAAGAAUCGUCUAUCUUGGAAGAGGGUUUGGCGGCGAAUCCCGCAGCAAUGUGGCAGCAGCAGCAGCAACAGCAAUCCGAGUGGAGGAAUGCGAAUCAUCCAUUCUGGCAGCAGUACCAGCGGCAGCAGCAGUACCAGCAGCAGCAGCAGCAGUGGAGGAAUCAAAACCAGAGCUGGCACGAUUUUCCUCGCGAGUUUCCACAGGCGCCGCUAAACAGCCCCCGAUACAUUGGCGAUGGAACGCGCAGGACUUCUCAAGGGCCUGGAACUGGAGCAAGGGCGGCCUUUCAACCCAACAGGUCGUGGAACCAAAGAGACAAUAGGAAUUGGCAAGGUGGGAGGUUUGUGAGGCAGGAUGAUACUCGACGCUGGCUCCAUUCUAAAGCUCAACCAAGCUCCUUUCGAGAAAGGUUCAUGUUUCUCUCGUACAACAUUCUAGCCGCCGACAAUGCUCGGGAGCAUUAUCGUGAGCUCUACUAUCACAUCCCAAUGCGCUAUGUGAAAUGGGACUGGAGAAAAGUGCGCUUGGUGCAAGAAAUCGAGUACUGGUCACCGGACAUUCUUUGUUUACAGGAGGUCGAUCGCUUUGCAGAUUUGCAAGGCGAGCUAGUGAAGAGAGGAUAUGCCGGGACGUUCAAGCGUCGAACUGGCACUGCCACGGACGGGUGUGCGAUCUUUUGGAGAGAGAAAAGGUUCCUACUACUGGAAGAGGAAAGCAUCGAUUUCAAGGACUAUGGUUUACGGGACAACAUAGGACAGAUAUGUGUUUUGCGGAGUACAAGAGAAGCAGCCCUCGAGGGAGAUGUAUCUAGCAUAGAAAAUCAGGUUUUGGUUGUGGCAAAUACUCAUAUUCUUUUCAAUCCAAAACGUGGGGACAUUAAACUUGGCCAGGUGCGAACGCUUCUUAAUACAGCUCAGGAGUUGUCUUCGAGCUGGGGUGGCGCGCAAGUUAUUGUGGCCGGGGACUUCAAUAGUACACCAUCGAGCCCACUCUAUCGCUACAUCUCCACAGCAGAGCUUGAUGUUUCUUCCCUAGAUAGGCGAUCAAUCUCCGGACAGAUAGCUGAUGGAGAAGGUGGCUAUUAUCGGAAUCCUUUCUCGAAACCAUGGAUCAGAGGCCACAAUCCUUCCUCAGCUGGAUUUUCCAGGAUCAAUGUGGAAACCACGUCAGUACGUAACGAAGAUGGCAUGACCAUAGAAGAAGUUGCCACUUUGGGGAUUGCUACAGCAACCGUUGCUGCACAGGAAGAAGAAGACGAGGCGAACGCUGAAAAACUACCGGCGAGUAGCUCCAGUGAGCCCAUGGUUAUCAAGACAGUGACGGACAAUUUAGUUGUCCAGAAGAGCUUUGAAGCUGCGGAGGAAGAAGUUCUCAAAACAUCCAGCAAGGAGGUCCACUUUGAAGAGCCUUGGGACACUGAAGAGGGAACUCCAACACAAGAAAAAGGGCUGGAGGACGAUGAAACCAACUCGCCCGACCGUGUGGAGCUACCAUCGGGAUGGACAGUCGAGGAGCUAGUGAAUGCCACGGGCACUUCAUCGUCUACCAAGGUGGUCCACGACUUAAAGCUGAGCAGUGCCUAUUCGGAGAUCGAGGGAAAGGCUGGAAGCAGGGACUCGCAAGGGGAGCCUCUAGCGACGACUUACCAUAAGAAGUUUAAGGGGACUGUGGAUUACAUCUGGCACACCGAACGACUCCGGCCUUUGAGAGUCGUAGACAUGCUUUCUGUGGAUGUUCUUCGUCAUACGGGAGGCCUUCCUUCCCAGAAAUGGGGGAGUGACCACUUAGCGUUAGUUUGUGAGAUGGAAUUUUCCUGACCAAAGCAUAAAUGCCAAGCAAAGAAAAAAAUCGUUAUCAGUGAUGUUGAAGAGAAGUUAUUUUUCUCCAGAAAGGUACACGGCAAUUAGAGAGAAGUUCUCAGUUAUUUCAAUCUCUAGAGUUAUCAAAACUGCACUGGUAAUUCAAUCCAUCGUCGCUCACUUGAGACUUUCGAUGAUCUUCUCGC